UCACAUUGGUCGCGUCGCACCGCUGCGCUGUCACCGUUUGUAACUGUAUGCAUUAUUACAAAAAAUUUACCGUUAUUUUGUGCUCAUUAACAACAACACCGGCAAGGCGAUUUUCUGUUCCGCAGUGAAAAUUUCACUAUAUUCAAUUGGUUGAUAUAUAGUGUUUUAUGAAAUGAAGAGUGAAGAAAUAUGUCGAAAACCGAGGAAGAAAGUAGAUUGAACAAGGACGUUUCAGCAAAGAUCCGAAACUCGCUGAAUUGUUCCGAUUGGGCUGAAUUUUCGGAAACCAUUAAUUCCGUACUAAUUGCCAACGACAGCCCAAAUCUUGACUGCUCGGUGCUUUCGUGGUUCAGUGAUGUGCAAUCCCAAAGCUCCUCCGAUACGUUACCUUCACCUCAGGUUUCUCCAGCCAGAGCAGAUGAGGAUGAGGGCGAAAUCGCCCGUCUUCAAAAUUUGAAUGCCAGUAAAUUUAUGCACUAUUGGGAUUUCCUCGAAGGCAAUGAUUCGGAUUGGGAAAUCAAAACGGAAUAUGACCCACGAGAGUACACUGAGGAAAGGCUGGUCCUUACAUCCGACUGUGUCCUCGGCGUUGAAGAGCAAAGAUCCAGGAGUUCAUGCGAACUCUACGACAAUACCUUGUUUUCCGGUGAGGCAAACAUUACCAAGCGAAGCGCCGUUAUGAUAAAAUCACUGUCAAGAACAAUGAACUACUUGCUAGAACAGGAAUCGUUAGAAAUGGAUGUUCCAAAAAGUCCCACCAAUAGUUUGUCUUCCGAUACAGCUUUACACUCUCGAGCGAGUCCGAACUUGAAAUUAGAGAACAGAUUGACAAUAUUGUGCAAACUCUCAAUAUUACGGACUCAAACGAGCCUAGAAAUGGUUCGGAAUCCGCUAGUGCGAUCAUACCAAUAAUGAUUGAUUAUUUGAAGAAUGAUAAGCAACCUGUGGUAGACAUCAGGAAUCCGGAUCACGAAUCGGAGAAAAUCGUUAAUCAGAUGGAUCUCUUCAUAGAUCAAAGCUGGGAUUCGGAUCAAAACUGUAGCUCCAGACCCCCAUGUCCCAUCCGAGGAAAAUUCAGCGAUAUCAAAUCAAGAUGAUGUUGAGAAACCCGUAAACGUAAAGUCAAGUGAUACACCUGCACUAGAAUCCAAUCGUGAUUCAAAUAGAUCCGUACAUACAUCAAUUACACUCGAAGAAGACCUGAGAAAAUCUACUGAAAUAGAGGAACAAGAAGAAUGUGAUAAAUCGCAAACCGUUUUAAUGCCAAGGGAGGACCAUGGAAAGCUAAUCCGCAGGAAUGCGUGGAUGCAGCAAACUUACAACCACAUCAAUCUGCUCUAGAACCAGUUACAAAUAUAAGUAUACUAACGACACAAGAUAUACGUCAGUUCGUAAAAGAAGCAACCGCGUUUAUCCUAGGUCAAACGGUAGUUGCUGAAGAUCAGACGCACGAUGGAUCGUUGGAUCGCACCCUGAUUCCGAACGAUGACCGGGACCGGGUAUCACAAGAAUCGAAAAUUUUCUCCUCCGUCAUUUCUCCUACUGAUCCGCUUGGGAACGAACAUCUAAAGUGGAACGAUUCCAGCACUUCCGAUUCGGUUGCAACGCCCUGCGUUGUUACGGCUACUGUUCCUAAGGCAGUUGUUUCCAUUGCCGGUGCGGCAGCAACCCCUAUUAAACUGGAUCCAAUAACCAAGAAUAUGCGGUACAAUCGAAGCCUUGACCGAAAGCAAGAGCCUAUAGGUGUAACUUCCUCGGCGCGAAAGACGGUGCAUUUCAAACUGACGCCACCUAGGGAACCCAACGAAAAAAUCAGCGAAGUUCGACCCAACAUCACACCAUGCUACCGAACACAGUGGUCCUCCAAGGCUGAAUCCGUUGAUUCAGAUCCAUACGAUGUGUACCAUAUCAAUGAUGAUGGUGACACAACAUUCGAGAAACUCUUUCCCGUUGCACCAUUAGACAAAAAUCAAACUGCUGCAACAAAGGAUUCAAAUGACAGUAGAGAAGCGUUAAUACAGACCCUGUUGAUGGAUCAAAAGAAAGAUUUCGAAGUAUCAAGUUUAUCAAUCAAAAAAUCGACAAGCCGAAAGCAACGCUGUAAUGAUAGUAAACGUAAGCCUCAGAAAACAACCUGACAAAAAACUUGAACAGCCAAAAUAUGAGUUAAUGGGUCGACCAACUAUCAAAGAAAUAAUUGAUGAAGUCAUAGUUGAAGGCCUCGGAGAACCUUUGGUAGUUACCGAUGGACAGUAUGGAUGCACAUAUCCAAACUCUUCUGGAGAUGACCCGUAAAGAUUUUGAAUCACCAGCACAGCAGACCAGGAAUCAUCGUAGUAAAAAGCGACCGAAAAUAAGCAUCAAAAUAAGCAAUCAGAAUAUAAGUUAAUCAACAAAGAGACGCUCACGGAAGCAAUGAAAGAGAUGCUGGUUACGUAUAAGUUGAAAACCACUAGAAUUGAACAACCGAACCCACUACUGACGAAAAGGCAGUACAAACAUGCGUUGAAAGGGUAGAUAAAGCCGUCGAGACACCACGCAAAUUUCCUACCGGUAAAAGCCGGAAGACGACUCGUAAACCAAAAGCGAAUGUGGCGACGAUGAAGAAUCAGCUGCCGGAGCCAGAUCCCGGAGAUAAGUGCGACAGAGAUGAGGGUUGUCGAUUCAAACAGACAACAUUGUCACAGUUUGUGAAGGAUCAGCGAGAAGAGCGGCCUGGUGGAGAAUCAACAAUACCGCAACCUGCUACAUCGAACUAUAAGCAACGUGCGGAUGUGAUAAAGAAGAAAGAACCAUACAGGGUACACGUAUCUUACGCCACAACCCCAAGCAUACACGCAUCGCCUCUAUCAUUUUCUCCAACAACCGACUUCGAGAGUGUUUCUAGCUCCACCAGUGCCAUGCAGCACAAUAGCUUUUUCCAACGGAUAGAUAAACUCCAUUUAUCCCCACCAGAUGGCUUCCAUAGCUCAGAAACGGACGAAGUUGCGCCUUCGCAGCGAACUGGCACAACUGUCCGUAUAGGUGGUAGUAGAUACGUUUGUUUCAUUCGUAAAGUUCCCACAAAGCCCGCUCACUCUAGGACAUUUGAUGUUGGCCAUCUCAACGACUCGGAAAUCUAUCUGGAAGAAUCUCUGUGCAAUAUACAGGCCAGUCUGGCGGAAAAGAUCCAUCACAAGACCUUACGGCCCCUUGAAAAACUCUACGACAUACCUGACCAGAUUAGCACGGACGACAUCGAGAAAAUUCUGAUGGAGGAUUUGGAUCCCUGUGAAGAUGAGGAUGAUGACGCGGAAAUAGAUUCCGGUAUGGACGAAACUAUAAAACCGGCAACGAUCAACGCCAUCCAAUAUAGGCACUGUAGCAGCGCGAAAGGAUCGCAGGAACCUCUCAGAUAUUCUCCGGGCUAUUCGCCGAUCCGUUUUUCGGAAACACCGAUCGCAGAAUGCGUCGAUCGAAUGGUAUUUCGAUCACCAAUAGAUUCGCCGGCGCGGAACAAGAAAAUUCCGCAACUUAGAGGUAAUUUUGUGUUGGAAGACUUUUAAGUUGUGUUUGAUGAUUUUAUUUGUUACAAACAAGAAUAAUGUAUAUUAUUGUAAGUAUUUGUUAAAUUGUUUUAUAAUAUACAAGCUAUUCAAAUGUAAA
Aedes aegypti (yellow fever mosquito) is the source of this 3645-nucleotide messenger RNA. RefSeq lists its product as uncharacterized. The coding region runs from base 2601 to 3545 and encodes 314 amino acids. The transcript is spliced from 5 exons. The record is from RefSeq and is a predicted model, not a curated record. Lineage: Eukaryota; Metazoa; Arthropoda; Insecta; Diptera; Culicidae.